Molecule: messenger RNA, 969 nt
Organism: Trichechus manatus latirostris (Florida manatee)
Lineage: Eukaryota; Metazoa; Chordata; Mammalia; Sirenia; Trichechidae
Product: olfactory receptor 51F2-like
Exons: 1
Biological process (GO): G protein-coupled receptor signaling pathway
Cellular component (GO): plasma membrane
Molecular function (GO): olfactory receptor activity; G protein-coupled receptor activity
Source: RefSeq, a predicted model, not a curated record
AGAAUUCUGUUCCUGCAGACCACAAUGUCAAUCUUCUAUAACUCUACCUCUCCCUGCUUCUUUCUUACAGGGGUCCCCGGAAUUGAAUGGGCUCAUGUCUGGAUCUCCAUCCCCUUCUGCUGCCUCUAUUUAACUGCCCUUUGUCAGAACACCUUGAUCCUGUUUGUAGUCUUCACUGAGCCUAUCCUUCAUGAGCCCAUGUAUUAUUUCCUCUCCUUGUUGUCUACCACUGACAUUGGCUUAUGCAUCUCUACCCUGGUAACAGUGCUGGGAAUAUUCUGGCUGAAUGCCAGGGAGAUUAGCUUUAAUGCUUGCUUAUCCCAGAUGUUCUUCAUUCACCUCUUCACUUUCAUGGAAUCUUCAAUGCUCCUGGCUAUGGCCUUUGACCGGUUUGUGGCCAUUUCUAACACUUUGAGAUAUGCUACCAUCCUAACUCAUGCAAGGAUUGCACAGAUUGGUGUGGCAGUUAUUACAAGGGGGACUGUGAUUCUGAUACCAUUAGUCCUUCUUCUUAAGUAUCUGUCAUUCUGCCACAGCCAUGUGCUCCAUCACUCCCACUGCUUUCACCCUGAUGUGAUGAAGCUCUUAUGUUCAAACACAAAGAUCAAUAGUGCUUUUAGACUAACUGCAAUUAUCUCUACUGCUGGAGUGGAUUCCAUUUUUAUCUUGCUCUCUUAAGUCUUGAUCAUUUGCUCAGUUCUCAGCAUGGCAUCCCCAGAGGAGAGGAAAAAGGCCUUCGGCACCUGCAUCUCUCAUGUCACUGCUGUAGCCAUGUUCUACAUACCUUUGAUCAGCCUGUCUUUUGUUCACAGCAUUGGUAAACAUGCUCCACCAUAUGUGCCCACCCUCAUUGUUAGUAUAUACUUGCUGAUCCCUCCUGUGAUGAACCCCAUCAUCUAUAGUGUGAAAACAAAGCAGAUUCAAAAAACCAUGCUUAAACUUGUAUGUUCCAAAGGAACUCAUAUUUAA